AUGUCAGCGUUUUCAGCGAUCCGCUUGCCGCACCUUUCGACAACCGAGGCGUUCCAGAUACACCUGCAACAGUAUCCUUUCAGUGGUAUGCCGCACGCCAACUAUGCCGCUCAGGAACGCAUGGCACUGCCUCCUCUCAAUGUACUGCCGUCGCGUGUGUACGCAGCGGCGCCGAUGACAGCCAUGGUGGCUUCUCCGGCCGCGACGCCGUCGAACCAGCCUAUUCAUUCGCCUGCCAAGAAGCGUGCUCGUGCGUUGCCCAACGCUUCCAAGUCCAUCACGCUGGACAUGCUGCGCCCACACUUCGAGAAGCCGUUGGCCGAAGUGGCCAACAUCUUUGGUAUCUGUAUGACGCUCAUGAAGAAGAUCUGCCGUAAAAACGGUGUACCACGCUGGCCGCACCGUCAAAUCCGCGGACUGCACAAGAGCAUCUGGUCGAUUGAGAAAGCUCUGCGUUGCUGCGAGUCCGAGGCUCAGCGUCGUUCAUACAGCGACCACCUGCUGAAGCAGCGAGCGAAGCUGCUGACGAUCCUUAAGGGACCUGCCAGCCCGAGCAGCAAAGCUGCUUUCGAGCUUGUUCUGUCGGAGCCGUGCUCCCCGAUGAGUGAGGUGGCCGUCCAGAAGACUCAAAGCCCGAGCUUCUUGCCCGCACAGGUGGUCUAUGGAUCACCCAAGCUGCCGUCGAUCGCGUCACUCCUUAUCAAGAAUGAGGAGCAGCGCCCUAGCUACAACUACCAGUUUUAA
Phytophthora infestans T30-4 is the source of this 744-nucleotide messenger RNA. Its product is annotated as RWP-RK domain-containing protein, putative. The record is from RefSeq and is a predicted model, not a curated record. The transcript is spliced from 2 exons. Bases 1 to 744 code for a protein of 247 amino acids. NCBI's taxonomy places the organism in Eukaryota, Oomycota, Peronosporomycetes, Peronosporales, Peronosporaceae. Gene Ontology annotation, molecular function: DNA-binding transcription factor activity.